Molecule: messenger RNA, 1428 nt
Organism: Penicillium pulvis
Lineage: Eukaryota; Fungi; Ascomycota; Eurotiomycetes; Eurotiales; Aspergillaceae
Product: F-box protein
Exons: 1
Coding region: 1-1428 (475 amino acids)
Molecular function (GO): protein binding
Source: RefSeq, a predicted model, not a curated record
AUGACGCCGUUCCUCCCAAAUGAGAUCUUAGUUCUCGUCCUAGAUGGACUCGAAAAAAUCCAAGACCGUGUCCGACUUCUCCAAGUCUGUCGGCACUGGAACGCGGCGCUAUCAGCCAAAGUGUACUCGAGUCUUGAGAUUGUCUUCCCCGAAACCUUAGUCGACUUAGCGGAAGCGCUCCAGAAGAACCCCCAACUGAAGUUUCUCGUAUACGAGCUCCAUAUCCCAAGUUUCUAUGUUUAUGACUUCGACGAGGCCCAGGUCUACAAUCGUGCGCUGUUCCGCAGAUUCUUAGAGUGCUUCACGGACAAUGACGAGGAACUAACCAAGUGGGAAGAGAGGCUAAACGUGAACAAUACCUCUGCUUGGCUCACAUUAGUCCUGAUCUCCCUCCCCAAUCUCGAACAUCUCAAUCUGGGCUGGGGCGGCGAUGGCCUAGAAACAGCGUGUACACUUUGGGCGGUCUCUAAAAUCGCAAGCAAAUCGCCCAGGAAAGAUCUGCCUUUGCAACAUCUACAAAAGCUCACCGCGGGAUCUGUAGAGAUCAAGGAGAAUUUCCCGGUACGGGAAUUUAUCCCAUUCCUUAAACUGCCGUCUAUACAAGAAUUGCGCCUCUCCUAUAUUGUUGAUUGGGACCAAAGCGUGGAGGAAGACUCCAUUUUCGGUGUUUCUUUCAAUCUUCCGCAAGGUGUCUCCCCGGUCCGCAAGCUAGUCCUACGGGCGUCGAACGUGGUGCACGGAAUGCCCGGGUUCAUAGCGGCGUGCGCUCAUCUUGAACACUUCGAGUAUCAGCACAGUAAUCAGGCUGAGUGGAGUAGAAAGUACCGGAGCUACCGGUGUCGACCUUUCCACACUGCCCUUUCAACGCAGAAAGAGAGCCUGCGCGUGCUACGACUAAAUAAUAUCGGUGUUACAAAAGAAUGGGAAUGGGAUUAUAAUGAUCAAGUAAAGGCGCAGGCUUGGUUUGGAAGCUUGGUUGAGUUUGUGGCCUUGAAGGAAUUGAGUAUGCCGGUGCGGAAUCUUCUGGACUCCACAGGUGGUGAGGAGCCUACUAUGGACCUAUGCGAGAUUUUGCCAUCUAGUCUUGAAAUCCUUGUUCUUACCAAAGUUGAUUUCGUUGAGUAUUUUAUGCUUGAGGGGCAGCUUAGUCGCCUGAUUGGUGUCAAAGAGCAGCAAUUUCCUCAGUUGCGGAAAGUUUCGCUACAGACUUUUCAGAUGGAGGUUGUUGAAGGUGAAGAAAUCUGUAAGAAAACAAGGAAUUGGAGGAUCCCGAAGCGUGCGGAAAUGGUUUUCAGGGGUGUGAGGAGCUCUUGCGAGGAACAUGGCAUUGAAUUUAGCUUUGUCCUUGAUGGCGAUUACCAGAUCCUAGCCGAUGGGCGGGUGGUUGAUGAUACUGAUGAUAUUGGCGGAAGGGCUCAUUGGGAUUGA